GCAAUACAGGCGAAACGCUCGGCACCAGCAUCCGGACAAGGGUGGGAGCCAUGACCAGUUUACACAGCUACAAGCCGCCAAAGACUACAUGGAGGUUCGGCAGUCCAGAGACAGCGGCGCGGAUGAUGCGAGGAGAGGCUUGGAGCAGCCUAAGCAA
Molecule: messenger RNA, 157 nt
Organism: Symbiodinium pilosum
Lineage: Eukaryota; Dinophyceae; Suessiales; Symbiodiniaceae
Source: the annotation of a GenBank genome assembly